CUGAUCACAGGGAAAUGCAAUUACCGGUUCUUGGCUGCACUUUCCUCACGCUGUCAGAGCGUGAGGAAAGUAGUGCCGAGAACCAGCAGUUGGCAGAGCAGGGAUCGCACCGAUCAUCAGGGCACUGAUGAUCAGUGCCCUGAUGAUCGUGCCCAGCAGUGCCACCCACCAGUUCUGCCCACCUUUGUGCCAGUCGUUACCCAGCAGUUGUGCCAGUCAAUGCCCAGCAAUGCCGCCUAUCAGUGCUGACUAUCAGUAUCCAUCAUCAGUGCCGCCUAUCAGUGCCGCCUAUCAG
Staurois parvus is the source of this 295-nucleotide messenger RNA. The record is from the annotation of a GenBank genome assembly. Lineage: Eukaryota; Metazoa; Chordata; Amphibia; Anura; Ranidae.